AGAGGCAAAGGCAUGGGUUUCCCACGCUUCAGGCAGCAUUUGAUUCGGAGCUAGCUGUCAGGAUACUAACCUGUUAGUGUUGUGCAUCUCGCAAGACUCCGUAAACGUGAGAAAUUUGGAAUCCACCACCUGCCAGGUUUCGGCAUCUGUGAUUGGCUGAGAUGCUGCAGCGACUCUCAGAGACGGUUUCUCAGUCAGGGUUGAGGGAGGGUAUAAAUAGGGUAGGCACGUUAGAGAGAGCAUCAGAUACAGUUUGACUCCCGCACCGGCAGCACUCAAUAUUUACACAAUAUUCAACAAGUAGAAUGUCGAAGAUAUCAGCGAAAAAUAACAAACAGUUCAUCAGCAAUAACAAGAAGAAGUUCACGAUGUACUCCUACAAAUCGAAAGUGUCACCGACUCGUCGGCUUACAAAUAUUCUCAAGCCGCUGCUUGGCCACUUUUUCAAGCUAAAGGCAAAGCAGCCGAAGCGAAGCUCCUAUAUCGCUUCGGAUGAAAAGGAAUCUGAGUUCGACUGGCUAAACAACGAUAUGGACAAUAUGUCGAACGAGCACCUCGAAAAUCGGCUCAUCGAGGAGAUCAGGCAAUGCGCCAAAGAGGAUGCGAUCGUUGUCUACAACGAAGACGGAUCCGGCGAACUACAAACAUUCGAUCAAGGAGAAUACUAUGUGCCCGUACACUUUGCACGCACCAAUGGCGGCACAUUCUUCUGGACCUCUCUGCAGCCCAAGUCGGCGAAGCCCUAUGACAUCGAGUGGAACUUCCACGAUCGCUGGGCACAAGCCUGAAGGACACACUUAAGCAAAUAUGGGUUCUAAAUUCUUCAAGUCUGGGCAUGGCUUCAGUAGGUUGGGUAGAUAGGCCUGCGGUCUUCGAAUCAAAGUUCGAAUGAGGUUCGCACUUCGACUUUGAGCUCAUCAGCGGGGCAGACUGUACACUAUGGAAGCAUUUCCCUGAAAUUAAUGUAUUGGCUUUGCAUUAUAAAUGAUUGUUUAAAAUGUUUAAAGCGCUAGCAACACAUUAAUAUUAGCACAGUUGAUCGAUUCGUUCUUUUACCUAUCGUAAAAGUAUA
Drosophila montana is the source of this 1072-nucleotide messenger RNA. RefSeq names its product ocho (gene Ocho). Gene Ontology annotation, biological process: sensory organ development; Notch signaling pathway. The record is from RefSeq and is a predicted model, not a curated record. The transcript has a single exon. Bases 306 to 788 code for a protein of 160 amino acids. NCBI's taxonomy places the organism in Eukaryota, Metazoa, Arthropoda, Insecta, Diptera, Drosophilidae.